AUGUCUGACACAAACAUGCAAUCAGUUUUAGAUGCAAUUGAAAAACAAAAGGAUGAAAUAAAUACUUUAAAAGCAAACAGAGAUUCAUUUGACGAAACUUUGAUGGCUCUUAAAAUUGCGCUAAGAAACGUGAAAGAAAGUGAAAAAAAGAGAUAUGAAAAAAUGAAAAGACAAACGCUUUUUUACGUAGAAAAACAAAACAUUAGCACUAAAGUUUUAGGGCAUGUCUUACAGAAUUACUUAAGACUAAAUCAAAGGUUAGAAGAAGUUACCAAGAAACAACAUGAGUUCUUUUCCUCUUUUAAAGAGGAAUGUAACGAGAUGAACAACAAGAUAAAAACCCAAGAUACAAAAAUUGAUAACGUAAAGGUGGAACUGUCUACGUCUCAACUGGAAUCAUUAGCCAGAUGUAAUUCACUUGAAAAGCAGCUUGAUAGUAAAAUAACAACUGAAGCCAUGACUAGACGCGAAGAAGUUAAAAAUGUGGCUUUUGAUAUUACUUUAUUGAAAGGAAUAAACCGAACUAAAGACACUAAACUUGAAGAACUUUCUAAGAAAAACAACGACCUGGCCGAAAAAAUGAAAAACAAGUUUGAUGAGCUGAUGAAAGAGGCACAUGGUAUAGAAGAAAGAAGUCAGCAAGAUGUCAAGAAUUUACAUGCUUCAAUUAAUGAAAUAAACUCAAAAUUGAAUGAACAUGAUGGAACGAUUAAGGAACAACAGGCUAAAACCGUAGAGUUAAAUUCUACCUUCCUUGUGUCAUUGUCGAUGACGGCAUCCAGCUUGAAUUCACAGCUGCAAGAACUAGACAAUAAAGUACAAAAAGAGAAAAAGAAUGUUCAUGACGAAUAUAACACUUUAAGAUCACUUAUUCUGAUGAUAAAAGAUACACAUGAAACCCGGUUCUCUAACCUUGCUGACCUUACGAAGAAAAAUGACGAAGAUCAAAAGGCUUUACAAAGUUCAGUUAACAAAUUAUACUCAAGAAUGCACGAACAAGAUGAAACGGUUAAAGGUCUACAGUUAAACAUCGAGGAGUUAAAUGCUAGCUUCUUUUUGUCAUUGUCGGAGACAGAUUCCAGGUUUAACUCACAGCUACAACAACUGGACAAUAAAAUACAAAAAGAAAAACAGAAUGUUCAUGAAGAAUACAAUACUGUAAGAUCUGAUAUUCAGUUGAUCAAAGUUGGAAAUCAAACUCGGGAUUCUAAGCUUAUGGAACUCGAUCAAGACCAAAAGACUUUACAAGUUUCAGUGAAUCAGCUAAGUCUGAAGGGCAUUGAUAUGAGGAACGACACAAAACGCAUCAAACAAAGGAUGACAACAAUGGAAGACCUGAUCGCUUCCGUUUCAGAGCAACAAAACAUGUUCAUUUCAAAUGUCACGGAGAGAUGUAAUAAAUUGGACGACCAGUUAAAAGACCAAGAAAAGAAAUUUGAUAGCGUGAAAGCAGAAGUUUCUAUUUCUUUCUCUAAUGCUUCAGCCGAAUUAAAUUCACAAUUUCAAUUGAUUGAUAAUAAAAUAACAACAGAAACAAAGAAUUUGCAUGAAGUUAUCAACAAUUUGAGACGUGAUACUCUGUUGAUCGAAGAUACUAAUUCAAACAGGGACAGUAAGCUCCAGGAGCUAACAAGUAAAACUGAUGACAUAACAAAACAGAUGAAAAACAUGAAUGGCGAGCUGGACCAAACAAUUAAGGCCUUUGAUAACAGAUGUCUGCACGCCAUUGAAAUUUUGCAAGGCGAAGUAUUUGACUUAGAAACGAAUGUCAAGGAUCUGGGAAACUGUAACACGGAGACCAAACAGAAGCAGACGACAAUGGAUGAGCAGAUUACGUCAAUGUACAGUAGACUAGACAAACUGCAACAAGACGGAGAUAACUUUCGGCAGUUCAGAGAUUUAGCAAACCGUAAGCUUUUGAAUAUCAAGGUCACGUGUGACACUCUGGAAGGCAAGUUGACUGCUGAGGGUAAAAACGUAGAAGAGCUCAAGAGAAAGCUGCAAGUUCUGUCUAAAUCAGUGUCAGACAGUUCCGCUGUAAUGACUUGCCAUCUGACAAAGUUGGAUGGGGUAAUAAAAAGAGAAAUACAGAACAGAUCUAAUGAAAUAUGCAGCCUGAAAUGUGAGAUGCAAGCGAUGGAAAAAGAACAUCAAAAAGGCAAUUCCAAAGUAGUUGACCUGUAUCUGAAGUAUAACGCUCAAGAAAACGAAUCGAAAAACUUACGUGAUGCCAUAGAUGAGUUGGAUUCUGCGAGAAAAAUGUUGGAACAUCGCUGUCAACAGUUCCAUACACGCUACAAGGUUAGAAUGUAG
Physella acuta is the source of this 2313-nucleotide messenger RNA. Its product is annotated as putative leucine-rich repeat-containing protein DDB_G0290503. The record is from RefSeq and is a predicted model, not a curated record. Lineage: Eukaryota; Metazoa; Mollusca; Gastropoda; Physidae.